GGUGGGUGUUGGUGGUGUUGGUGGUGGUGGGUGGGUGUUGGUGGUGGUGGGUGGAUGUUGGUGGUAUAUAUUUAUAGACGAACACGCGGCAGGUGCCGCCUUCUCGCACCAGCGAAACGCGGCGCGUCACCCGGGGCCCGCUUCUCUCCGGGCACCGCUUUUAGCGGUUAACGUUGUGAACUAAAACACUUCAUUUAUUGUUUAUAUUCUUCUUUAACAAGAGUUAACACGAGCACGAGUUAAAGAAUAUAGAACAACAACACGCACUGGCCUUAGCAUAAGUUCGAUUUAAUUUUACGUCGAGAUAUUCCGCCGAAGUUGGGAAGUUAUUCGUUUUUGUCUCUUUUGUGUUGCAGAGAAAACGGAACUACUUGGAUUUCAAUAUUUGAUCUUUAUCAAUGUUUAACUUCUGGACUAACUCAAGUUUUGAAUCGAAGGUGCUGCUGCUGUCCACACGUGCCACGAUGAGCGACCCCAUGGGUGGCGGCAGCGACGGUGAUGGUAGUGGUGCAUCGCCUCCACUUAUGCUGGAGGCAUCGCCGUCGCUGAUUAGCGGCGGCAACCCCACGCAGGCACCACGUUACGGCACCGUCAUCCCCAAUCGCAUCUUCGUUGGGGGCAUCGACUUCAAGGUAAAUGAAGCUGAACUUAAGAAGUAUUUCACUCAGUUUGGUGCUGUUAAAGAUGUCAAGAUCAUAAAUGACAGGGCUGGAGUCUCCAAAGGUUAUGGAUUUGUCACAUUUGAGUCACAAGAGGAUGCACAGAAGAUACAGCAAGAGGCUGACAAAAUUAUGUAUAAGGAUAAAAAGCUCAACAUUGGCCCAGCCAUUCGAAAACAACAAGUCGGCUUCCCACAGUUUCCUCUAACUCCAGCAUCAGGGAGUAUGGUCCUCACAACUUCAACAGGGCAGCCUUUCCUCUUUCACAAUGGCGUGGCUUAUUUCCAACAACCUGAUGCUAUGCCAGUCCAAAUGCCUAUUCAACAGCACCAGACAUACUAUAAUCAUCAACCUAUGCAUAUACCAUCACCCCAAGCAUCACCCGUGUACCAACAGCCUGCCUACUCUUAUCAGCAGGCUCCCCCUUCUCAGUGGUCCACUGGCCAGUGGCUCUGGAGUCCACCUCAAGCUCCACAAUCGCCAGUGAUGUACAUGCAGCCCCAAGAGAUGAUGUACCACCAUCAGUCCAUGAACAUCCCCACUGAUGGAGGCAAUUCCCCUGCCGGCCCUAUAAUCACAGAUGUUUCAAUCUCAGAGCGUUACACAGAUCAUACGAUGCAGGCUGCUUACCACCAGACACACUUGCACCCGCCCAACAACAUGCAAGUGGCCAUGGUGUCCCAAGACCACGUGAAGGAUACCAAGAUGUUUCACAUGAGACGGGUCUACGGGACAUCUCAGCAGGGUGGUGUCAAAUCUCGAAUGUGGCGCAACGCCACCGGCUUCCGCCACCGACGAGAUUUACAAAUGGAACGAGCAAUCCUCACCCCCCCGCCGACGCCAACGGAAGGUGGCCAGUGAGCACACGCACUGUGCUGCACGCUGUGGCCACGCUUGACCGACUCGAGACACGCAGCGCAAUGACAAAUAUUUGAUUUUGUGUGAGCCUUUGCGGUAGGAUGUUUUGCCUGCGUGUGCCAUUGCAGCUACAAGGUCAUUGCCAAUUUUACUUGGGCGAAUUGUUUACAUGGAGGAGGUCAAUGUGGUUUUGCUGCAUACUUUUAUGUGAAACGUAUAGGAUUAUAAUUUGCUGUAGUGUUCCAGGGAAGCCUCAUAGUGUAAAAUCCUUUUAUAUUUCAUUAUAUUGAAGCAAACCCACAUUCACCUAAUUAUUGUUAAGUUUGUUCAAAGUGUAGAAACCUUACAUUCAGAUUUAAGAGAAAACAUUAUUUAUCACUGAACAAGAAUUUUAAGUCUUUAGGCACAACUUUCAGGUGUUAGGACUUCGUGAAAGAUGAAGCCGAAAUUGUGUUCAUCAUUUGACACAAGUUAUUGCCUCAAUGUGCACUUUUAUAAAUAGUGCCUUCACUGAAGAAUGUUUGCUUUUAUGUCUAGAGUGCCUUCAAACAUAAGUCUUGAUUACAUUUCAGUAUAUUUUAUACAUGCAUUGUGUGCAAUGCUGUACACAAGUCUUAAAGUGUGAUAUAGUUAGUUUAUGCAGCUACAGUACAUGGAAGUCGCAUUGUCCUAUCUUUAAACAAAACUUCACAUUGGUAAGGUUGUAAAGUUUACUACACUUGCAUAAAGUAUGUUUACUUGAAGUAUGUAAGGGUAUUUCAUAGACUUUCAUGGUGAGAUUUUAGUUUUGAUUUGGUCGAGUGCUUCAUUUUUAACAUAACCCCAUUUUUACAACGUGCAACCACUGCUGUAAUGGUUAGCGUUCAUUAUAAACCAAUAAUGCUACAUUCCAAAAUGUUUUUAAUGGCAGAGAAAUACGAGGGGAUAGACACUUAAUAAAAAACACAAAGUCCCUUGGUAAUUUUGCUCUAAAACAAGCUAAUCUAUGGGCAAAAUGUAAAAAUGUAUCACACUAAUAGUUUAUCAUGCAUAUUAUUUCAGAAUUCUAUAUCCACAUUCAAGAAAUUAACAUGUAAAUUUUUUGAUAUAAAAAAAUACAUCUUUACAAACUUAAUACUGAUUGACAAUCUACAGUUAGGCUUUUUUCAGGUGUUAAUGUCUUCAGCGUUUUAACAAAGCUCUGUCAUUGUCAACUACAUUUUUGCAUAAUUAACCAAAGCUAGGUUUUAUACGAAUGAAAAUAAGUGGCCAAAUCUUUUUGGGUCUUUGCUCCAACUCAGCACGUUAAUAUAAGUGCUGGCCUUUAAUAACAUGUGGCCCAAAAAUAACUCUCAACCUGCAAUGUUGUUUCCUACUGAGAGUAAGCAGCACUCACUUCACUGAAAAUCCUGACCAAAUCAAAGCAAUCUUGCCUCUAUACCCCAUCUCUCGAGAUGUUUAUCAAUAGUGUAUGCGGUGUUUAUUUUCCUGAAAGAUUUGAUAUGUGAUAUAUAGCAAUAUAAGUAUGAUGGAACUCUGAUGUUUACAAGAUGUUUUCCUAAGCUCAGAGCUUAAUGUAAAAUGCAACAAUGUGAAAAAAAAUAUUAAAACUAAAAGUUUAAAAAAAUGUUUGCGUUGCUGGAGACUAGGUAAAAAUUUUUUACAUUUCAUUGUAGCCUAGUAGAAACCACUUGGAUUAGUUAAGGCACUUGUUUUGCAAAUGUAAGUCACUGUUUCCCAGCUUACAAAUAAAAGUUACAUGUUUUGAAGGUG
Lethenteron reissneri (Far Eastern brook lamprey) is the source of this 3269-nucleotide messenger RNA. It is a transcript of the gene BOLL, whose product is annotated as boule homolog, RNA binding protein. Gene Ontology annotation, biological process: 3'-UTR-mediated mRNA stabilization; positive regulation of translational initiation. Gene Ontology annotation, molecular function: mRNA 3'-UTR binding; translation activator activity. The record is from RefSeq and is a predicted model, not a curated record. Gene Ontology annotation, cellular component: cytoplasm. NCBI's taxonomy places the organism in Eukaryota, Metazoa, Chordata, Hyperoartia, Petromyzontiformes, Petromyzontidae.